Nannospalax galili (Upper Galilee mountains blind mole rat) is the source of this 1237-nucleotide messenger RNA. It is a transcript of the gene Fahd2a, whose product is annotated as fumarylacetoacetate hydrolase domain-containing protein 2A. The transcript has 8 exons. Lineage: Eukaryota; Metazoa; Chordata; Mammalia; Rodentia; Spalacidae. Bases 163 to 1101 code for a protein of 312 amino acids. Gene Ontology annotation, molecular function: hydro-lyase activity. The record is from RefSeq and is a predicted model, not a curated record.
UAAGCAGUGCGCGCCUUGACCCGGAUGGAGUAGUCGCGCCGCGUAGUUUCAACUGUUCGUACCCCCGCGAGCUGCGUGGACUCCAUCUCUCGCUGCGCUUGACCUGCGACCCCGCAGGCCCCGACUGACAGCGCAGGGUCCCGCCGUCCCGGCCAGGCUUUGAUGCUGGGCUCUGGUAAGAAGUUGUUCUUAGGUCUGCUGCAGGCCCAGAAACGGCCCUGCCAACCUUCUAGAGACAUGAGACUGAUACAGUUCCAAGCACCCCACCUGGAGGGGCCCCACCUGGGCCUGGAGUCGGGGAAUGGUGGAGUCAUUGACCUCAAUGCCUUUGACCCCACACUCCCCAAGACGAUGAUGCAGUUCCUGGAGCAGGGAGAGUCUACCCUCUCAGUGGCAAGAAGAGCCCUAGCUGCCCAAUUGCCGGUCCUCCCAAGGUCACAGUUGACCUUCCUGGCCCCUGUCACCCGGCCAGACAAGGUGGUGUGUGUGGGCAUGAAUUAUGCAGACCACUGCAAAGAACAGAACGUGCGGGUGCCCAAGGAACCCAUCAUCUUCAGCAAGUUCGCCAGCUCCAUUGUGGGACCGUAUGAUGAGAUCAUCCUCCCACCAGAGAGCAAGGAGGUGGACUGGGAGGUGGAGCUGGCUGUGGUCAUUGGAAAGAAAGGCAAGCAUAUCAAGGCCACAGAUGCAAUGGCUCACGUGGCUGGCUUCACUGUGGCUCAUGAUGUGAGUGCUCGGGAUUGGCAAAUGAAACGCAAUGGAAAGCAGUGGCUACUAGGGAAAACCUUCGACACUUUCUGCCCCCUGGGCCCUGCCUUGGUUACCAGGGACAGCAUAACAGAUCCACACAACUUAAAGAUCUGCUGCCGAGUGAAUGGGGAGGUAGUCCAGAACAGCAACACCAACCAGAUGGUGUUCAAGACAGAAGACCUGAUAGCCUGGGUCUCCCAGUUUGUCACCCUUUACCCAGGGGACCUCAUCCUGACUGGGACCCCCCCAGGUGUUGGUGUGUUUAGGAAUCCUCCCGUCUUUCUCAAGAAGGGUGAUGAAGUCCAGUGUGAGAUUGAAGAACUUGGUGUCAUCAUCAACAAGGUGGUGUGAUGGCUUCCCUGCAGGCACUGGAAUUGACAAGAUGGGACAUCACUCCCACUCAGCCCAUUGUUCACCCUGCUUACUAGAGGCCACUAAGGCCAAGGAAGAUGGACCAACCAGGGAAAUAAAUUUUCCAUCAAAGCAA